GAAGGGAGGAAACGUAUACGCCAGCACCCUGAACGAGCACCUGAGGGACCCCAGCCACCCGCAACCUCACCUGAACACAGACAGUAGGACCAUGAAGACCGUGGUGGCUCUGCUGCUGCUCUGUCUGUGUGAUCCUGGACAGAGCGAUUGCCAGACAGACUGCCUGUCUUGCAGCAACAUCCUCCCCAAGCAACUCAGCUUUGACACCCUGGUGUGUCUCAUUGAGUGUGAAGGCAGCAUCUCCCCAUCCUCCUCCUGGGAUCUCUGUCGCAAAGCAACCUUGUCGCCGUUCUCCAUCUCAACAGGGGGUGACAUGCUGAAGAGAGCUCAGGAGGAGGUGGAGGCCCUGUUGCCCGAAAACGAGGCGCAGGUGGAGGGAGGUUUGCUGGCGCCUGCUGCCUUGCAGAGGUUCAACCAUGUGAUGGACGAGAGGGAUCUGAGUGGCAGGCUCAGCCAGCUGAACGCUGCGUACGACUCAGAGAAUGCCCUCUCCCUGAAUGAGGAAGAUGAUGAAGAAGCAGGGCAGGAAGAAGGGGACAUCGAUGUGGCAGCGAGAAGGCAAGGUGAAGUAGGACUGAGUGUCUCCAAGAGGUUCGGCGGCUUCCUCAAAGGGAGGCACGGCUACAAGAAGCUGCUUUCUCCAGGAAGGUCCUACCAGAAGAGGUAUGGCGGCUUCAUCGGUGUUCGGAAGUCAGCCCGCAAGUGGAACAACCAGAAACGUUUCAGUGAGUUCCUGAAGCAGUAUCUGGGCAUGAGCACUCGUGCCACUGAAUUCAACAGCAUGUCAGAGGACCUCACCCAAGAGAAUGAAGUUUAGCAGAUUGCACCUUUAAGCCUAAAACAAUGUCCCUGAAGCAUUUUCACUGAUCUCAUUUCAUUUUAAAAACACCACCAUUGUAAAAAAUUGGCUUGCUUUGACCACUCUUUCACCAAAAAUGAUCAUUUUAAGUUCUUUGCAAAAACAUUAAAUUUAAGACAGUCAUGAGGUCUAAGAAAUAUGUACAUAUACAAUAUAUCUGUUCCACCUGCUGGUGCACUUGUAACCUCAAGAUGCAAGGAUAACAGCUCCUCCAUCUUUCUUCUGUCCCCAGUAAUUAUGUUGCAAACCAUUUGCCUUUAUCUGUCAUGGAUUUCCUGAAGACACUGUCAACCACCUUAACCUUUCAGUGGAUAUGUACAUGUUCAAGGGCCUUGUAUCAUUUGAUUAGCUGUCCUGUAACAUCAGAAACACUUUUCUUAAUUGGCUGUUAAGGGCAGUUGCUCUGGGUUUUGAAGAUCCUUGCUGGUCAUUGAGUGGUUUCCAGCAAAAUAAAGAAGGAUUCAAUUUCACUGUUUCAUUUCAUUAGCCAAAAAUGAGCACACUGACAAAAGUGAUUUUUGCUUUUCCAAUCCCAGUGAUAGAUUUUUACAGAUUAUUUUCAUGUGUCAUGUUGGAAAAACAAACCUCAAAGAUGGGGAUUCCCAGGGUGAAAUUUUCUUUCAUUAAGGCCUGCCCUUUUGGGGUCCUUGAAAUAGAAAAUGAAUGAUAUUCUCUGGUUUCAAGCCUGGCAGGAUCACACUCUUUAUUAUGCUGCCAUCUUGUGGCUAAUAUGCAUAAUGCAAGCUCCAGUAAACAUUCAACAUUUGUCAGCGAAGCCUUAGUCUGCCUAGUAAUAUGAAUCCAUUGGUUUGUCACUGUGCCAAAACACCACUGAGACAGGGCUACUGAAACAGGUUUAAUUAACAUAUCCCUACUUUGAUCGGGUGCAAAAUGUAACAGCAACAACAAACUGAAAGACUAUACAAGACUCAGUAUUCACUUUUACAUGCCAAUGAUCUGUUUGCAAAACCGAUGUUGUGUCUCUAAAAGUGCUCUCGGUCUGGCUCUUGUGCUCAGGCCCCAACAUACUGUAUGUACCAACGGUGUUUGGAAUUUUCUUUAAAGUGUAACGGUGUGGAUUGGUUGUGUUGCUCACUAUCAAGAUCUGUAAAUAGCUGAAUUUGAACAUGUCAAUAAAGAUAGUUUACUAUUUCCUUU
This is a messenger RNA of Myripristis murdjan (pinecone soldierfish), 2017 nucleotides long. RefSeq names its product prepronociceptin a (gene pnoca). The record is from RefSeq and is a predicted model, not a curated record. The transcript has 3 exons. Gene Ontology annotation, molecular function: opioid receptor binding. Gene Ontology annotation, cellular component: neuronal cell body; axon terminus; plasma membrane. Gene Ontology annotation, biological process: neuropeptide signaling pathway; chemical synaptic transmission; sensory perception. The coding region runs from base 92 to 817 and encodes 241 amino acids. Lineage: Eukaryota; Metazoa; Chordata; Actinopteri; Holocentriformes; Holocentridae.